Hypomesus transpacificus is the source of this 2141-nucleotide messenger RNA. It is a transcript of the gene eif2s2, whose product is annotated as eukaryotic translation initiation factor 2, subunit 2 beta. Gene Ontology annotation, biological process: translational initiation; formation of translation preinitiation complex; formation of cytoplasmic translation initiation complex. Gene Ontology annotation, cellular component: eukaryotic translation initiation factor 2 complex. Lineage: Eukaryota; Metazoa; Chordata; Actinopteri; Osmeriformes; Osmeridae. Bases 110 to 1108 code for a protein of 332 amino acids. Gene Ontology annotation, molecular function: mRNA binding; translation initiation factor activity; translation initiation factor binding. The transcript has 9 exons. The record is from RefSeq and is a predicted model, not a curated record.
UGCGCAUUGGAAACCCAGCGCUGAUGCAAGACAUUUGAGCGUCGCUUGCUUGCUGGAGAAAUUGACCAGCGGAUACAAACUUUUCAGGAGCUAUAAAUAUACAGCAAACAUGUCAGGAGACGAGAUGAUUUUCGACCCCAACAUGAGUAAGAAAAAGAAGAAGAAGAAGAAGCCUUUCAUGCUGGAGGAGGAAGGAGGAGACGGGCAGGGGGAGGAGCCCCAGCAGGUGGAGGCCAAGGAGGUUGAGCCUGACGGUGGGGAUGACAGGGAGCUGGACCUGGACGAGGAUGACAGCAGGAAGAAAGAGCAAUCAGAUGACCUAGAUGAUCUGAACUUCUUCAAUCAGAAGAAGAAGAAAAAGAAGCCGAAGAAGGUGUUUGAAAACGACAUUGAGGAAGGGGUCAAGGAGUUGAAGAUUGAGGGUGAGCAGACAGAGGUUAUGGAGGAGGACGACUUGGACCUGAUGCUGCCGGCCAAGAAGAAGAAGCCUAAGAAGGUCGACUUCCAGGAGGAGGGAGAGGACCUGGAAAAAGACGACGCUCUGGAAGAUGAGGAGGGGAAGAACAACGAUGGCAUCUCCUUCAGCUCACAGACCGGGCCGGCAUGGGCGGGGACAGAGAGAGACUACACGUAUGACGAGCUGUUAAACCGGGUCUUCAACAUCAUGCGUGAGAAGAACCCAGACAUGGUCGCUGGGGAGAAGAGGAAAUUUGUGAUGAAGCCACCCCAGGUGGUUAGAGUGGGCACCAAGAAGACCUCCUUUGUCAACUUUACUGACAUCUGCAAACUGUUGCAUCGUCAGCCCAAACAUCUCCUCGCCUUUCUAUUGGCUGAGCUGGGAACAAGUGGCUCCAUAGAUGGAAAUAACCAACUUGUGAUCAAAGGAAGAUUUCAACAGAAACAGAUUGAAAAUGUCUUGAGAAGAUAUAUCAAGGAGUAUGUGACGUGCCACACCUGCCGGUCCCCAGACACCAUCCUCCAGAAGGACACGCGUCUCUACUUCCUGCAGUGUGAGACCUGCCACUCCCGCUGUUCUGUGGCCAGCAUCAAGACCGGCUUCCAGGCUGUCACCGGCAAGAGGGCCCAGCUCCGCGCCAAGGCCAACUAGAGGCCCCUUUAACUGGGCCUCCUACCUGCUUUCGCCCUUACCCCUGGGGCCUGGGGCAGGAUGAAGGCCCCCCCUUGAUAAUUGGACUGUCCUAUUAUUGGACAGUGAGGGUUUGGUAGUGCUGCGAUGUGCCCCCUCCCCCCCCUCCCCAUCCACCCAGUAUGUGAGAAGAAGAGUGUAAAGCUGUGUGCCUACUGGUUUAAAGGUUUCUGAGGCUGAAAGGAGCUGUUAAUGGAUGCAUCAGUCCCACAAACACCCCCACCACACCACCAUCGCUAACCUUUUUUUCCCCAGUUGCUGUGAUUUCCGGAGGAAAAAAGAAAAACUUCUUUUUACAAGUUAACCUUGACAUGAUAUAGCUUGAAACUUCCUCCCUAUUCUGUUUUUUCAUGGUGUGAAUGAAUGCAACCCACAUGUCUGACCAACGAUAUAAAAACACUUACACACACGUGACAAGAUGAUUAUGGUGUUGUGCAAAACGAUGAGUUAGCAUGUACCCAGAGUGCAGAGUAGUAGUACUUCUACUAUUACAGCCAACUGUACAUUGAAUACUAUGCCCUACAUCCUAAGUACUCAUUGAGAUUGUCCAGGUUUGAUCCCUGCAUGUGUACAGGUUGUUCUUAGAUCUUGGUGUGGUACAGUGUCUUGUUUAGCAGCCUCUGUUAUAUCUACCUCCUUAUUGCUGUACAGCAAAAGGGGGUCAAGUGCAACCUUCGCAGAAGAUUGUCAGGUUUGGGGAGUGCACAAGACAACAUAUGGGUAUUUGGUCUAGAGUGUGAGAGGACUGAACAUUUUACUGAUAACUGUAUUUUAUGGCAUUGACAGGAAUUUCCUUUUGAGUAAGCAUACUUCUCACCUUGCACCUCAUGUCAUACAAAGGUAUCAUUUAUUUCCAUUUCAGUUGUAGUAGACAAGAGUAUCAUCUGGCAAAUGGAGAUUAAGUCAUUUGUCCAAAUAAAACAUGAAGAAAGUCCCUUUCGAAAUGUUUUGAAACUGGUUUUUACACAAAUAAAAGAUUAGACUCUCACCGCUG